AUGACUCAAAGAGAGGGCAGAAAAUUUUGUGCCAAAUCUCCAAUUAUUACUAUUGAUACCAAAAAGGAAUCUGUUGAAGAUCAACCUGUAGAAGAAUACAAUUGGGAGCUCUUGGAUUUAGAUAUGAAUACAAUGAUUGCUGCUUCCUGUUGCACCAGUUUCGCCUGUAGAAAGGCAUUAAUUGUAUAUAAGCAUUUGAAAGAUGAGGAACUUGAAGAGAUUCGUGAAGCUUAUGAGAAAAUCUCUGAGAUGAUAAAGCCUCCAGGCAGUUCAGAUAGCGAGUUGGGCAAGUUUGCUUUGUUUGAAGUAAGCAAACACAUUGUUGUGAAAGACUAUUUCCGACGCCUCUUUAACAAUUGCAAGAAAAUUGAGGCAUCUGAAAAAGCAGCAGAGAUUUUUUGGACAAAACCUUCCAAGUACCAUGCAGAGGCUGGCAAGCAUGCCAAGCGGUCUUCAAUUAUAGAUGAUGAAGACCUUAAAAAGAAAGCAAUCGUUUGGCUUCGUGCUCAAAAAGCAGAAAGACAAACUGUUGUGGAUUUGAAAAAGUAUCUUGAUGAAAUGCUUUUUCCAUCAUGCCUUGAUGUAAAAGGCAACGUGGCCAUAAGCACAGCAUAG
Phycomyces blakesleeanus NRRL 1555(-) is the source of this 615-nucleotide messenger RNA. RefSeq lists its product as hypothetical. The record is from RefSeq and is a predicted model, not a curated record. The transcript has 3 exons. The coding region runs from base 1 to 615 and encodes 204 amino acids. NCBI's taxonomy places the organism in Eukaryota, Fungi, Mucoromycota, Mucoromycetes, Mucorales, Phycomycetaceae.